AGGAGAGCAGCGGCAGCCUCUCAACGCUUUCCACUGUAACGUUACUGUAUUAGAGACUGGACCGACGAACAGCGCCUGCUCCGUCACAUAGACAGAUUAAAUAGAUUCAUUUGUACUUAUAGUCGUAAUUUCAUUUGGCGCGGUGCUUCAGCUCGUCACAAUGACAGCUUUGUCGCUGCUUUUGUUGGCCGUUUCGGCCGCAUCUGUCUCGGCCGAGUCCGCUGUGUAUUUGCGAGAGGAAUUUGAAGAUGGGGAUGCCUGGAAGAGUCGCUGGGUGGAAUCCAAGCACAGGUCGGACUACGGCGAGUUGGUCCUGAGUGCAGGGAAGUUCUACGGAGAUGCAGAGAAAGACAAAGGUCUGCAGACGAGCCAGGACGCCCGCUUCUACGCGUCGUCGUACCGUUUUGAUGACUUCAGCAACCAGGGCGAGCCUCUGGUCAUCCAGCUCACUGUGAAACAUGAGCAGAGCAUUGACUGUGGCGGAGGCUACAUUAAACUGUUCCCCUCUGGCCUCAACCAGGAGGACAUGCACGGAGACUCCGUCUACAACAUCAUGUUCGGUCCCGACAUUUGUGGCCCCGGCACAAAGAAGGUUCAUGUCAUCUUCAACUACCAAGGCAAGAACCAUCUGAUUAACAAAGACAUCAGAUGCAAGGAUGACGAGUACACCCACUUGUACACACUGAUUGUCAACCCUGACAACACUUACGAGGUCAAGAUCGACAAUAAGAAGGUUGAGUCCGGCAAUCUGGAGGAUGACUGGGACUUCCUGCCUCCCAAAAAAGUUAAGGACCCUGAAGCCAAAAAGCCAGAGGACUGGGAUGACCGGGAGCAGGUUCCCGACCCUGACGAUAACAAACCAGAGGACUGGGACCAGCCAGAGAACAUCCCAGAUCCUGAUGCUAAGAAGCCCGAUGACUGGGAUGAAGAGAUGGACGGAGAGUGGGAGUCACCUAUGGUCACUAACCCUGAGUACAAGGGCGAGUGGAAGCCCAGUGAGAUCAACAAUCCCGCCUACAAGGGCAAGUGGACCCACCCUGAGAUUGACAACCCGGAGUACACAGCCGAUCCUGAGAUCUAUAAAUACGACAGCAUCGGCGUGAUUGGACUCGACUUGUGGCAGGUCAAGUCCGGUACCAUCUUUGAUAACUUCCUGAUCACCAACGACCCAACCCUGGCGGAGGAAGUAGGGAACGACACAUGGGGUAAAGCUAAGGAUGCAGAGAAGAAGAUGAAGGAAAGCCAAGAAGAGGAGGAGAGAAAGAAACGUGAGGAAGAUAACAAGCAGAGGGGAGAGGAGGCAAAGGAGGAAGAAGAGGAGGAGGAGGAGAAAGAAGAGGAGGAGGAGGGAGAUGAAGAAGAAGAAGACGACGAAGAAGAGGAGGAGGGAGAAGAAGAAGAGGACGAUGAAGGCACAGACUCUAAACUCAAGGACGAGUUAUAAACUCCAUGCAGGAACUAACUGUGUCAAUGAGCCAUUGGAACGAGGCUGGAGGCCGAUGAGAGGAUAGACCCUCAUGACUGACACCCUGGGUGGGGUUGGGUGGGAUGGGGUUUUCCAUUUGUUUGUUUACAAAGCAAGGGAGUAGGUGAAAAAGGGCAAUUAUUGUUCCGUUUCCUGUUUCCAUGUGCUACUACUACUACUACUACUACUACUACUACUACUACUAUUGUUAUUAUUAUUAUUAUGAAAUGAGGAAUAGUGAUAGAAAGAAGGAAGAUGUCAUAGUGAAUGUCAAGACAGGAAAUCAAACCCAUCAGCUAAAUUGUUUUGCCCAACAGAAAUUCUGUUUACCUCAUGUGUUAGUCUUAUUAAUGUGUCACAUGUUUUUUGUUGUUGUUGUUGUUUUGUUUAUCUUUUGCGGUCAAUCAUGUCUCUUUGUCUCAUGGCCUCCUUUUUAAAAAGCUUCGUCAAUCUCAAAUGAUUCGAGAGGGUUAGACACCAUUAGACAUGUAAUUUUACCCGCUCUUAUUUAAAUGUCUUGAUUUGAACAAGGGUUAAUGGCAUGGUGCAUUAGGACUGACACAAUACAUCUGACAACCUGUCGUCCAUAGGAUGGUAAUCCAGGGUGCUUUAAGGUGAAAUCCCUUGCAUAGUUUUGUACUGUAUAGUUAACACGUUUUUCACUUCAUAUGCUGUAGUCUUGUGUGUCUAAAUAAAGUGUGCUCAAUCUCAGAUGUUCAUUGAGAGCACUCCAGUAGCAGGUAAGCUUCCGUUCAUUUGGUACGUGUUCACUCAUAGUCGGUGUACACAACCAGUUCUCCUCAUAUUUUGAUGCUGAUACCUCUGCACUGCUGUACCCCCCCCCCCCCCACUACACUGUCCCAAACAGUCUGAGAGAUGAUGCUUUUGUAAAAAGACACAUUUUGUACUAAUGGUAGUAAUUGAAGUGGGAAGAUUUCCAUGUUGCUGUGUAAAAAAAAAACAGAACAAAAGACAGGUGUUCUGUCCAAUAAAAUCAACUGGGAAAAUGA
This is a messenger RNA of Anarrhichthys ocellatus (wolf-eel), 2475 nucleotides long. RefSeq names its product calreticulin (gene calr). The transcript has 9 exons. Gene Ontology annotation, cellular component: endoplasmic reticulum membrane; endoplasmic reticulum. The record is from RefSeq and is a predicted model, not a curated record. Gene Ontology annotation, molecular function: calcium ion binding. Gene Ontology annotation, biological process: ERAD pathway; protein folding. The coding region runs from base 161 to 1444 and encodes 427 amino acids. NCBI's taxonomy places the organism in Eukaryota, Metazoa, Chordata, Actinopteri, Perciformes, Anarhichadidae.